GUGUCAAUUUUUAUCAUGUAGCCGCAAUACAUAUAGCGUAGUAAAAUUUAAAGUAAAUUAAGUUUAAACAUAAAUUUUAGUUGUUAAAAGUGAAUAAUAUAACACAUGAAUAUUGGUUUACCAGAAUCGCCAAGGACAACAACUUUAACUUUCUCAAUAGCAGCCAUUCACAGGUAAAAUGACUGAAGAACGGUACGUCACCGAAGUACCUAGUAGCCUCAAACAAUUGGCUCGACUCGUGGUCAGAGGGUUUUAUACAAUCGAAGACGCCCUAAUUGUUGAUAUGUUGGUGAGAAAUCCAUGUAUGAAGGAAGAUGAUAUAUGCGAACUACUGAAAUUUGAACGCAAAAUGUUAAGGGCUCGAAUAGCAACACUAAAAAACGACAAAUUUAUUCAAGUUAGACUUAAAAUGGAGACUGGACCGGACGGUAAAGCACAAAAAGUUAAUUAUUAUUUUAUUAACUAUAAAACAUUCGUCAACGUAGUUAAGUAUAAGUUAGAUCUGAUGAGAAAGCGAAUGGAAACAGAGGAACGCGACGCGACGAGCCGCGCUAGCUUCAAAUGUCCGUCGUGCGGGAAGACAUUCACUGAUCUCGAGGCCGACCAAUUAUAUGACAUGAUGACGCAAGAAUUCCGAUGCACAUUUUGUAAUCAAGUGGUAGAGGAAGAUCAGUCUGCACUCCCUAAAAAGGAUUCUAGACUGCUGUUGGCUAAAUUUAACGAGCAGUUGGAAACGUUGUACAUCCUGCUAAGGGAAGUCGAGGGAAUCAAAUUGGCACCAGAAAUAUUGGAACCGGAGCCAGUGGAUAUAAAUACCAUCCGAGGACUAACAAAUAAGCUGGCAGGAAUGCGACCGUCUGGAGAACAAUGGUCGGGAGAGGCCACCCGCAACCAAGGUUUCUCUGUUGAGGAGACACGGGUGGACAUUACUAUCGGAGACAAUGACAAUGCCUCAGACGGCACCACGCUCCGGAAAGAGAGGCCUGUCUGGAUGGUGGAGAGUACCAUCGCUGCUAAUGAGCAGAGCGACAGUGUACACUCGACCGAUAUGGCUCUAGAGAAAGCUGCCAGUAGUGCCACCAACGUUAAGAGCAGCGGGAAAGAGAAAACUGAUGACAUUAUGUCUGUCUUGCUCGCACAUGAGAAGCAGAAUCCCGGCAACACGGCAGCGAGUUCGCUGAAGGGUGCGGAACCGGAGAGCUCCGAUUCCAGUGACAAUGAAUCCAAAGAUCCAUAUAAUCUGACAGGUGAACCGACGACUGUUGCUGAAAUGGAAAGCGAAGACUCAGAAUCUGAUGAUAAUUUACCGACGGUAAUGGUGAACGGAAAGCCUGUGGCUUUGACGAGCAUUGAUGAUUAUGUGAUCGCGCGUAUGACGCCUUCCGAGAAAGAGACAUACAUUCAAGUGUACCAAGAAUAUUACAGUAACAUGUAUGAUUAGAUAAAUAAUUGUUUGUAAUAAAUAUUAAUUGCGAA
Messenger RNA from Leptidea sinapis, 1476 nucleotides. It is a transcript of the gene TfIIEalpha, whose product is annotated as general transcription factor IIE subunit 1. The record is from RefSeq and is a predicted model, not a curated record. The transcript is spliced from 9 exons. Gene Ontology annotation, cellular component: transcription factor TFIIE complex. Lineage: Eukaryota; Metazoa; Arthropoda; Insecta; Lepidoptera; Pieridae. The coding region runs from base 179 to 1441 and encodes 420 amino acids. Gene Ontology annotation, biological process: transcription initiation at RNA polymerase II promoter; transcription open complex formation at RNA polymerase II promoter.